Messenger RNA from Labrus mixtus (cuckoo wrasse), 2559 nucleotides. It is a transcript of the gene abhd8b, whose product is annotated as abhydrolase domain containing 8b. The coding region runs from base 345 to 1784 and encodes 479 amino acids. The record is from RefSeq and is a predicted model, not a curated record. Gene Ontology annotation, molecular function: catalytic activity. The transcript has 5 exons. NCBI's taxonomy places the organism in Eukaryota, Metazoa, Chordata, Actinopteri, Labriformes, Labridae.
CAAGGAGGUCAACGCACUCCCGUCGCUGGAGUAAAAGCAAUGGCAUUCAGAUGAUCUCCGGUGCGUCUCCAAACGUCCUCAACAAUAUUCAACAUGGAAGCAGAUCAGUGGCACUCACAGAUAUCUGGAGCUGACUGUGUACCACACAAAGAUAUGCUGUCAGUCGGCUGAUACCGGCCGCCAUGUGGAGGCUACCUUCAGGACAACAGAAUCCAGAUAAAUUAGAUUAUUGGAUUGGCUGCCACAGAUUAUAGCUCACCUGCAUCCGCAAUGCUUCAUGAGAAACCCACAUCUAACUGAUCAUAUUUGACGCGGAGUUUAAGAAAAUAAGAAGGCUGGCAGCCAUGCUGACCAGCUUUAUAGAGGGUGUACUCUGCUGCCUGACCUCAAAGUCUGCCAACGUGGUAGUUCCUGUAGAAACGUCAGAACCAGCUGAUGGCUUCGAGUUUGUGGAGGUGAAACCAGGCCGUGUUCUGCGGGUUCGACACAUCAUCCCUGACCGACCGGUGGUGGAGGAACCCACCGGGCAGGGUGGGAGUGCCAGCUGCAAACGGAAGAUCACAGUUUAUCGCAAUGGACAACUAUUCAUAGAGAACUUGGGUGACAGGGCGAGUGGAGAGCUGAAAAACUACCAGAAUGGGGAUACAGAACCAAACAGCACUGUGGAGGUAGAGCUGACAGACAACUCACCUCCUGUCACCAUGCCUGAGCCCAUGUUUGAGUCUGCAAAAGACGGGACUUCUGACGGAGCAGCAGGAGGAGAUGCUCCCGCUGCUGCUCAGGCUGAGCAGUCGCAGCUUCCCAGGAGGCGCAGGCGUAAACCGAAGCGCACUGUGGUGAUUGACUGUGAGAGGAUGAUAUCAGCCUGCAGGGGGACACAUUCAGACGUGGCUCUGUUCUUCAUUCAUGGAGUAGGGGGGUCACUGGACAUCUGGGGGAGCCAGUUGGACUUCUUUUCUAGACUUGGGUAUGAGGUGAUCGCCCCAGACCUGGCAGGACACGGAGCCAGCUCGGCACCACAGAUAGCUGCUGCAUACACUUUCUAUGCCCUGGCAGAGGAUUUGAGACUCAUCUUUAAGAGAUAUGCACGCAAAAGGAAUAUUCUCAUAGGGCAUUCUUACGGUGUGUCGUUCUGUACCUUCCUGGCCCAUGAGUAUCCAGAGCAAAUUCACAAGAUGGUUAUGAUCAAUGGAGGUGGUCCCACAGCUCUGGAGCCCAGCCUCUGCUCCAUCUUCAACCUGCCCACCUGUGUGCUUCACUGCCUCUCCCCCCUGCUAGCCUGGAGCUUUCUCAAGGCUGGCUUUGCUCGACAGGGUGCCAGGGAAAAACAGCUGCUGAAAGACAACAAUGCCUUCAACGUGUCGUCCUUUGUGCUGCGUGCCAUGAUGAGUGGACAGUACUGGCCUGAGGGGGACGAGGUCUACCAUGCUGAACUCACAGUACCCAUCCUGCUGAUUCACGGAAUGCACGACAAGUUUGUCCCCAUAGAGGAGGACCAGCGCAUGGCAGAGAUCCUUCUGAUGGCCUUCCUUAAGGUCCUUGAGGACGGGAGUCACAUGAUCAUGAUGGAGUGUCCGGACCCUGUAAACACACUCCUCCAUGAGUUUUUCCUCUGGGAGCCGGCCGCUGUCCCUCUGCCAAAGAAAGAGUCCACAACACGCCCAGAGACUGCCAAAACCCAUUCUGACAACACAAAGGCUACAACUGACCCUGCCAAGGUCCGACCUGCCACAGCUCGGCAGGCCUCGCCCAACUGCAUCAAAGAGGAAAAGUCAGGCAGCUAAAACAAGAAAUGCCUGAAGAUCACAGCUGAAGCUUCCAGUGGUUGUUAUUACACUGUAAAAGAGCAGGCCAUGCACUCUGAGGGUCCUGACAAGCUGAGCUGGUUUUAGCCAGGUUAUCUGAAAUGUUCCAGCUUACGGCAGGAAAGUUUGAUUCUAGUUUUGUCAGCUGCCGUGCUGAAAGACAAAGAGGAGGAGCUCAAAUAUUGGGUUCAGAAGGUCCAAUCUUCAGCGUUCAGCUUCCUGUUCCUGUACAGACUGAAAGACAUAGCUGUGCCUUGAAGUGAAGGCUUUCCAAGAUGCAAGGGAAGUUGGAGCAAGACUUGAAAGAGAUACAAAAACAGGCAUGGUCGCAAAAUAAACAGUUAUCUAUCAACAAAAUGACGCAUUUGACUUUUCUGGAAACACGUGCCACACUGACACCUAUUUGAGAAAAGAUAACAGGUGAUUGCCUGUUCUGGCUUCUGCCCGUCACAUGGAGAAGAAAAGCAAAACAAAGCUCCUGGUGGAUUACCUGUUACACUGUAUCUGCUGUGAAGACACAGUAGAACUGACAGUAUUUUAGAACCAGCUGAAUUAGCCUAAUCUUUUGGCCUGGUUGAGUAUUUUCGCUCCAGAUAUUUAAAUGGAACAUAGUGAUACAUUUAAAUGAGCACACAGUGUUUAUUUUACACUAUGCUUUUGUUGGACGCUUCUCAGAGGUGAACCAGAACAGUUUUUCAGUAUGUUUUUUUAUUAAAAAAACCAAAAAACAAAACAAGAAGUAGCUCUACCUUCA